Molecule: messenger RNA, 2076 nt
Organism: Cinclus cinclus
Lineage: Eukaryota; Metazoa; Chordata; Aves; Passeriformes; Cinclidae
Exons: 7
Coding region: 1-2076 (691 amino acids)
Molecular function (GO): nucleic acid binding
Source: RefSeq, a predicted model, not a curated record
AUGGGAACCGCACUACUAAGGGUCCGCACUCACUUGGGGAAUCUGGCUGCCAGUUCCCCUCUCACUCAUACACACAAUUUGCCACACUCCGGGAUCCCAACCCCGCCCAGACGGUUUCCGAAAUACUUACGUGUCCUGCGUCUUCGUCCGGACCUCGUGCACAAGACUUUUAAGGGGUACCUGGGCCCUCAAAUCCUCUUUGCUUCCUUCUCUUCCUCUGAGUUCGUCGUUUCCGUCGAGUCGCUCUUCCGGUUUCUUCUGCGCAUGCUCACACUCUUUGUCGAGUCAUUCUUCCGGUGUCUUCUGCGCAUGCACACAGUCCUUCCUCCUGAUGUUUUUGGCGACCGCGGCAGGACUCCGGAGGUGGCUGGGGCGGUUCGCGAGCUGAUCCACUCCACGCCGGCACCAGGUGAUUCCUGGGGAGUCAUCGACCCGCGCCCGACCCCGCGCCUGACGGACAACUAUAAAUCUAAGGCAGCUCAACCAGUAGUGGUCGAGCUAAAGGAGGGAGUCCAACCGGUAAGGAUUAGACAAUAUCCGAUUAAGUUAGAAGCUAGGAAAGGAGUAGCCCCCAUGAUUGCUCAGUUCUUAAUCCAAGGUAUUUUGCAAGAAUGUGAAUCAGAAUUUAAUACCCCAAUUUUUCCAGUACAAAAACCUAAUGGUAAAUAUAGGCUAGUUCAGGAUCUGAGAGCUAUAAAUAAUAUAACCAAGGAUAUCCACCCAGUGGUGGCAAACCCCUAUACUUUGUUAACAUCUGUGUCUGAAAGAUUUCAAUGGUUUACAGUAAUUGAUUUAAAAGAUGCUUUCUUCUGCAUCCCUCUGGCAUUUGAAAGUAGGAAAUAUUUUGCAUUCGAGUGGGAAGACCCUGACUCUGGCCGGAAGAAACAGCUUACUUGGACACGACUUCCGCAAGGAUUCAAGAAUUCCCCCACAAUAUUUGGGAACCAGUUAGCCAAGGAAUUGGAGGAAUGGAAAACAACACAGGUAAAAGAAUCUCCCUUUUCUCAUGUAAUACUUCAAUAUGUAGAUGACAUUUUCCUGGCCACAGAAGAAAGGGACAUUAGCCUAAAUUUAACUAUAGGCUUAUUGAACAUGCUAGGCCAGGCUGGAUAUCGGGUCUCGAAAGAAAAGGCCCAGCUCAUCCGGACAAGUGUGUUAUAUUUGGGCUGUGAAAUAACACAAGGAGUAAGGCGAUUAGGGGCAAAUAGAAUUGAAGCCAUCUGCACCAUACCUAUUCCCCGAAAUCAUCAGGAACUAAGAUCCUUUCUAGGAAUGGUAGGAUGGUGCCGGCUGUGGAUCCCGAAUUUCGGACUCCUGGCCAAACCCUUAUAUGAGGCACUAAAAGAGACACGGUUACGGUGGGACAAGCCACAGCAGAAUGCAUUCCAAGGGCUAAAGCAAGCACUAAAAGAAGCCCCGGCAUUGGGACUACCCAAUUUAACCAAGGACUUUCAAUUAUAUGUAAAUGAGAGACAGAGACUGGCUUUAGGAGUACUCACACAAAAGCUGGGAUCAUGGAAGCGUCCAGUCGGCUAUUUUUCGAAACAACUAGAUGCAGUCAGCUCUGGAUGGCCGUCCUGUUUGCGAGCCGUGGAAGCUACCGUACUAUUGAUUCAGGAAUCAAGAAAAUUGACUUUGGAAGAAGGCGAAUUGACCCACGACUGUGUGGAAGUCAUUGAACAAGUCUUCGCUAGCCGCACUGACUUGAAAGACGUGCCAUUGGAGUCUCCGGACUGGGAACUGUUUACAGAUGGAUCCAGUUUCGUCGAGAAUGGGACCAGGUACGCGGGUUAUGCGGUGACUCUUACAGCCUUGAGAGGUGCUUUGCAGUGGAACCGCCCUCUGCCGCUGGAAAAUCCAGUCCAUGACAUCCAACCAGGAGAUCGGGUGUAUGUAAAGAACUGGAGCACGGACCCCUUGAAGGAAUCAUGGGAGGGUCCACGUCAGGUGAUUAUGACAACCUUCACGGCGGCAAAAGUCGAGGGCAUCAACAACUGGAUCCACUACACCCGGAUCAAGAAAGUCCUUACUCAUUGGGAAGUGCAGCCACUGUCUUCCACCAAGAUGAGCCGGUGA